Molecule: messenger RNA, 2839 nt
Organism: Manis pentadactyla (Chinese pangolin)
Lineage: Eukaryota; Metazoa; Chordata; Mammalia; Pholidota; Manidae
Gene: SLC35C1
Product: solute carrier family 35 member C1
Exons: 3
Coding region: 420-1475 (351 amino acids)
Biological process (GO): GDP-fucose import into Golgi lumen; protein O-linked glycosylation via fucose
Cellular component (GO): Golgi apparatus
Molecular function (GO): antiporter activity
Source: RefSeq, a predicted model, not a curated record
UGCUGGGGGACGCGGUGCGGUCCGGCCGGAAAUAGGGAGGAGGGGAGGACCUGUGGAAGAGCCGAGUCGGGGGUAGUCCAGAGGAGAUGCAACUGGGGAGAGAAAGGCUUGAGCACCCACAGGAACCUUCUGCAGCUGCCGAGAUCCCCCCACCAUGAGCGGCAAGGAGCGCACAACGUCUAGGAAACUCCCGGGACCCCACGCAAGCCUGACCCCGAAAGGCCGUUUCUCGGGGGCUGUGUCUUUAAGGGUGACGCCGGACGCACGGGCUCUUUAAGGAGGAUGUCGGGGGCGUGUCAGGAAAUGAGUCGUAGGCCCGCCUCGCCCUGGGGAUCCGUGUCAGAUGUCCGGAGGCUCCGAAGCUGAGCAAGAGCUGACGCCGGGGAAGGGCCCCUCUGAAGCGCUCCAGGAUCCUGCACAUGGCACUGAUGGGGACUUCCGAUCCCUCUGGAGAGGCAGAGGCCAGCAAGGAGAAACCCUUUCUGCUGCAGGCAUUGCAGAUCACACUGGUGGUCUCACUCUACUGGGUCACCUCCAUCUCCAUGGUGUUCCUUAACAAGUACCUGCUGGAUAGUCCCUCCCUACAGCUGGACACCCCCAUCUUCAUCACCUUCUACCAGUGCCUGGUGACCACACUGCUUUGCAAGGGCCUCAGCACCCUGGCAUCCUGUUGCCCUGGGGCUGUGGACUUCCCCACCCUGCGCCUGGACCUCAGGGUGGCCCGCAGCAUCCUGCCCCUGUCAGUUGUCUUCAUUGGCAUGAUCACCUUCAAUAACCUGUGUCUCAAGUAUGUGGGGGUGGCCUUCUACAACGUGGGCCGCUCGCUCACCACCGUCUUCAAUGUGCUGCUGUCCUACAUGCUGCUCAAGCAGACCACCUCCCUCUAUGCCUUGCUUACCUGUGGCUUCAUCAUUGGUGGCUUCUGGCUUGGUGUGGACCAGGAGGGGGCAGAAGGUACCCUGUCUUGGAUGGGCACCUUCUUUGGCAUGUUAGCCAGCCUCUGUGUGUCACUCAAUGCCAUUUACACCAAGAAAGUGCUCCCAGCAGUGGAUGGCAGCAUCUGGCGCCUGACCUUCUACAACAACAUCAAUGCCUGUGUCCUCUUCGUGCCCCUGCUCCUGCUGCUGGGGGAGUUUCGGGCUCUCUCUGACUUUCCCCAGCUGGGCAGCGCCCACUUCUGGGGCAUGAUGACUCUGGGCGGCCUGUUUGGCUUCGCCAUUGGCUACGUGACAGGACUGCAGAUCAAGUUCACCAGUCCUCUGACCCACAGUGUAUCCGGGACAGCCAAAGCCUGUGCCCAGACAGUGCUGGCCGUACUCUACUACGAGGAAACCAAGAGCUUCCUCUGGUGGACAAGCAACAUGAUGGUACUGGGGGGCUCCUCCGCCUACACCUGGGUCAGGGGCUGGGAGAUGAAGAAGACUCAGGAGGAGCCCAGCCCCAAAGAGGAUGAGAAGAACAGCAUCGGGGUGUGAGCUCUCAAGACCGAACCAGGGAAAUGCCCAGGGCAGGGCUGAAACAUCAGUGAAGGUGCCUCCCUGGACCCAGAGAGGGUGGUCUGGAGAGGGUAUUGUUUACAGACCUAAUCAGAAUUUGGUGAUUGAAAUGGAACCAAUGUUUUUAAGUGAUGUCAGAAAGUUGCCAAAUUUAUAUUGACCCCAUUUCCUAUUUCUGGGUUUUUGUUCUCCCCUAGGGAGCAGGGACCCCCAUAGGAAUAGCCAGUUAGAUUCUCUGGAGGAGUACUAACUCUUGGAGAGUAGUAGGAGAGGGGCAGCACCCCUUCCUGUACCCCUUUCAGGUCCUUCUACCUCUACUUGACCUUGGGGUUGAAGAAGGGCCACAACCUUUAUUGGCAAAGCCAUUAAGUCUUUGUUUAUAUUUGGAGGAGGUGUACUAUGACCCUAUCACAAACCAACUGAAGGAAUUUGGGAACCCUCGGAUCUCUGAGUCAUGGAGUAGGCAGCAUAGCGUUGGCCCCACAAACCAGUCUUCCUUUGGAGGAGAGUGUGGACUGGGCUGAGGGAGGAAAGGGAUGCCUGUUUCCUCUUCUCUGCACUGACAAGCAGCCCCCAUGGAAGGGGCAAUGGAACAUGUGUACCAGUGAGUCUGGGCUGGCACCCCAUUGCUGGGAAGUGGCCUGGGAAUGGGAUACAUAAUGGGAAGCAUCCUUUUCCCACCAUUUGCAACCCCAUGUUUCCAGCUUUUGUACCAAGGGGGAACCGCACAUCUUUGACAGGUUAAGUAGUAUCUUUAAAACCCACUCCCAAUCGCUACACCAGUUUGUGACCUUGCUCUUCUGCCCUUAGGGGCAACUGGCCCACCAGUCUCCCAGAACCUGGCACAGCUGCCUGGCUCAUGUAACAGCCUCCUGGAGUGGAGCCGCGAAGCUACUUCUGCUUCUCCCAACUCUGCCUCCCCAAGGGUCUGAUGGAGCUAGGGCCCUGGCUCAAAGCCUCCCACUGAGCUAUGCUGGGCACACCACCACACCCAGAUCCUGAUGCUGUGCGGCAGGUGGUAUGACCUCAUUCUAAUGAAGGUGAUAAGUUAACACAUACAUUUUUUCCUGAAGUUAGGGCUGAAAGAACCUUUCUAUCCCUUUGCUGCCCUAACCUCAGGGUGGCUUUUACAACAUUCCAUCCCACCCAUCUCCUUGGAGUAAUUCCUGGCGUUUUUAGUCCCCAUAGGGAAAGGCUGUGGAGAGUGGGCCAUUUGGAGCACUUUUUUUUCCCCUUCCCACUCUUAAAAUUCCCACCCUUCUGUUUUAAACUCACAACAGAGAGUUCAUGAAACCUUACGCCCCGAACCUCAACCCCAAUAAAAGAAGAACCCUAGGUCUGCA